This is a messenger RNA of Brassica napus (rape), 564 nucleotides long. RefSeq names its product secreted RxLR effector protein 161-like. The coding region runs from base 1 to 564 and encodes 187 amino acids. NCBI's taxonomy places the organism in Eukaryota, Viridiplantae, Streptophyta, Magnoliopsida, Brassicales, Brassicaceae. The transcript is spliced from 2 exons. The record is from RefSeq and is a predicted model, not a curated record.
AUGAUAGGUAGAUCUCUCAAUGUUGAGAGUGAUCCUUUUAGGCCUUGCGAAGAUAGCGAGAAGAUAUUAGGUCCAGAAGUACCUUAUAUGAGUGCUAUCGGUGGGCUGUUAUAUCUUGCAAACUGUACCAGACCAGAUAUAGCUUUUGCUACUAAUCUACUAGCAAGAUAUAGUUCUGCUCCUACUCGCAGGCACUGGGACGGAAUAAAGCAUGUAUUCCGUUACCUCCAAGAUGCAGGAUACUUAUCAGAUCCUCAUAAGGCUCGAUCGCAAACCGGCUACGUUUUUACAAUUGGUGGAACCGCGAUCUCUUGGCGGUCUCAGAAACAAACUCUGGUUGCGACAUCUUCAAAUUAUGCAGAAACUAUUGCGCUUCACGAAGCUUGUCGAGAAUGUGUGUGGCUUCGGUCAAUGAGUCACCACAUACAAGAAUCAAGCGGAAUGGUCAACGAGAAAGAGCCGACGAAAAUAUUUGAAGAUAAUUCGGCUUGUGUUGCUCAACUCAAGGAAGGCUACAUUAAGAGCGACAGAACAAAACACAUCCCUCCAAGCUUUUUCUCGUAG